This is a messenger RNA of Hyaena hyaena (striped hyena), 2206 nucleotides long. RefSeq names its product chromosome unknown C5orf15 homolog (gene CUNH5orf15). The transcript has 3 exons. The coding region runs from base 41 to 838 and encodes 265 amino acids. The record is from RefSeq and is a predicted model, not a curated record. NCBI's taxonomy places the organism in Eukaryota, Metazoa, Chordata, Mammalia, Carnivora, Hyaenidae.
UAGAGCCUAGCAACGGCGCAGGCUCCCGGCGGAGUCCGUUAUGGCCGCUGCUGUCUUGAGGAGGAUGAGGGGAACCGUGCAAACGAAACUGCUGUCCUCGCCCGGCCUCCAGGUCCCGGGAGGGUUGGCACAGCCGCUGGUCCUGGCGCUCCUGCUUGCGUCCGCCACCUUGUCCAGUGCUGUACAGCAGACUGAUUUGCCAAGCCAAACUGUACUCCAGACACAUGUUUCUGCUCCAAAUAUGAGUGCUUUAACACAUGAAAACCAAACCAGACUUUCUGUCUCCCAAGUCAGCACCACUCUCCAUCCCACAACUAGUACAGAGAAAGGUGGAGGGGCAUCUGUGGCCCCUCAUCCCUCACCUACUACUUUCCUGUCACAAGAGGAGACAGAUAACAAUGAAGAUCCCAGCAUAGAGGAGGAGGAUCUUCUUACGAUCAAUAGUUCUCCAUCUACCGCCAAAGACACUCUGGACAAUGGAGACUAUGGAGAACCAGACUAUGACUGGACCACCAGCCCCAGGGACGAUGAGUCCAGUGAGGCUCUGGAAGAAAACAGGAACUACAUGGAAAUUGAACAGUCAGUGAGAUCUUUUAAGACCCCAUCCUCAAAUAUUGAAGAAGAAGAUAGCCAUUUCUUUUUUCAUCUCAUUAUUUUUGCUUUUUGUAUUGCUGUUGUUUACAUUACGUAUCACAACAAAAGGAAGAUUUUCCUUCUGGUUCAGAGCAGGAAAUGGCGUGAUGGUCUUUGUUCCAAAACAGUGGAAUAUCAUCGUCUAGACCAGAAUGUUAAUGAGGCAAUGCCUUCGCUGAAGAUAACCAAUGAUUAUAUUUUUUAAAGCACUGUGAUUUGAGUUUGCUUAUUAUGUAAUUUUAUUUGCUUGACUUUUUUAUAUAAUAUUGUGCAGAUGUUUGCCAUAGGCAGUUGGUACUUAAAAUGAGAGGUGGGUCUCUCUUUAUUUUGCCUUGGUGCUUUCGAAAUGAAAUGUCACAAACAAGGAGUAUAUAAUUUUUUAUCUACACUUUUAGAGGUAAAUUCAAUCAGGUGUCCAUAAUGUGGAGCUAAGCGUUAUCUGUUAGUUUUGUUUUAGAUAUCUUCAUUGUACUUCUUCUGGAAGUAUUAGUAAUACUCGUUUUAUAAGAUCCCAACCUUGUAACUAAAUCCUAACGUAUCUGGUACUGCUGGCUCAGAUUCUCUUUCUGCCAUCCAAAUCCUGUUUCUUAAGCACAUAUUUUUGUGCUCCCAAACUGUUAAUUUACAAGGAUAUGUAUAAUAGUGCUUGGCAUAUAAGUAACAUUUCUUUCUUCCAGGAAAAUCGCUUUGGAUAUUUUUGGAUAAUUUAAACAUAAUUUAAGAUAAUGAUAUUGUUCAAUCUGACCACAGUUUUAGGUACCACAUUAAUAAAUAUCUCUAGAAAUUCUGUCACUAGAGAGACUCUGCGGUUUGCAGUGGACAUAGAUAAAAUGUUAUAGAGAUACCAUAUUUUGGCUUGAAUUACUGAAUAAAAUUUAGAGGUGGAAAUUGUGGCAAAAUAUUAAAUACACAUACAGUUGCUUUCAGUCAGCAAUUGAUUAUAGCACGGGUUCCUCCAAGCUUCACAGCAAGGAGCAGAGUUUAAAAUUAUAUCUGAUUUUUUUACUUUGUUUAUUACUUUAUAGUAAGUUUGAAUAAAUCUUAGGGGCCAUUAGCACUUAAAUAAUUCUGCAUCUAGGCCUUUCAAAUUAAAAUUAUACCUGAGUGAAGUUGUUUGUAUACAUAGAGGAUAUAUGUGUACACUGACUUUUUCUCUCCAGUACUUGUCUUCUUUUCUUCUGUUUUCUUUUUCACAACAACUGGAAAUUAUUUACUGUAUUUCGUUUUACCCUUUCUAUAAUAAAGAAUUAAUCGAUAUGUAGAUAUGUGAUUUGAACCAUGGUUGAUUCACAAGUGUCACUGCAACUUUUUAGAAGACAUAACCCCUAAUAUAUGUUAAACACCCACUGUGAAAGCCUGGGUGAGCCAGUGGGCAUGAGCUGUGCGUAAAGAUGGAGGAAGCAGGGCAAUCCACCAUUUCUUUCGGGUGGACAAUUUACUGUCCUGACUAGGAAGGGGAGCACAAUGGAAAUACAUCUGAACUGUUUUAUGGCAGUAAUUUUUCAUAUCUGAAAUUGUAUUAUUUAAUAUUUUGAAUAAGAUUUUAAAAAUAAAUGGCAAAAAUAUAAACCUA